CGGGAAACGCCAGCGUCGGUCGAGCUCACUUGCAGGGCCGCCGUAGGGGAAUCGAGAGCUCUCAAUUCCACCCCUCCUCUUAAGCGAAGUUCCCGCCCCUGCAGAAGAGGCGGUGCCCUGGGAUCGGCUAUAGCCCUCCGCUAGAGUGCAGGAGGCGGGACGGUCCAUUGUUGUCUGAGGGUGGGGGUGGGCGUGGCGCUGCCACCACCUCCGGGAGUGCUCCUGGGCCGACCUUGUUCGCACGUCCUGCUGGAGCUGCGGCGCCAAGAUGAGCGCAGAGGAGAACCCGGCCAGCAAGCCCACACCGGUGCAGGACGUGCAGGGCGACGGGCGCUGGAUGUCCCUGCACCAUCGGUUUGUGGCGGACAGCAAAGAUAAGGAACCCGAAGUCGUCUUCAUCGGGGACUCCUUGGUCCAGCUAAUGCACCAGUGCGAGAUCUGGCGAGAGCUCUUCUCUCCCCUGCACGCACUUAACUUUGGCAUUGGUGGUGACAGCACGCAGCACGUGUUGUGGAGGCUGGAGAACGGGGAGCUUGAACACAUCCGGCCCAAGAUUGUGGUGGUCUGGGUGGGCACCAACAACCACGGGCACACGGCAGAGCAGGUGACUGGCGGCAUCAAGGCCAUCGUGCAACUGGUGAACCAGCGGCAGCCCCAGGCUCGGGUUGUGGUGCUGGGCCUGCUCCCACGGGGCCAGCACCCCAACCCGCUUCGGGAGAAGAACCAACGGGUGAAUGAGCUGGUGCGGGCAGCAUUGGCUGACCACCCACGGGCCCACUUCCUGGAUGCCGACCCUGGUUUUGUGCACUCGGACGGCACCAUAAGCCACCAUGACAUGUAUGAUUACCUGCAUCUGAGCCGCCUCGGCUACACACCGGUCUGUCGGGUCCUUCACUCUUUGCUUCUACGUCUGCUGGCCCAAGACCAGGGCCAGGGCGUCCCCAUGCUGGAGCCCACACUCUAAACCACCUGCUUCCCACACAUUAAAUCCUCACUCCUCAGA
Orycteropus afer afer is the source of this 1003-nucleotide messenger RNA. It is a transcript of the gene PAFAH1B3, whose product is annotated as platelet activating factor acetylhydrolase 1b catalytic subunit 3. The record is from RefSeq and is a predicted model, not a curated record. NCBI's taxonomy places the organism in Eukaryota, Metazoa, Chordata, Mammalia, Tubulidentata, Orycteropodidae.